UGUUAUUUCACUACUUACUUAAAGAUGAACGAAUGAGAACAUGCGUACAUGGAUAAAUAAAUAUCCUGGAAAUCCCUGUAAACCCGCAUAAGUUGAUGUUUUCCAAGCAUAAAUUGUAUACAGAUCUGCAGUGUGCUAAAAAAUGGUGGAAGGGCAACGAAGCGGAAGUGCUCUGUAUAGUCCAGCUUACUGGAAAAAGCAUGCGAUACCAGAAGAAUCGUUUUACAUUCCACCCCGUCUCGCGGAAUACAUUGAGGAUCUCUUAAUAGCUGUCAUUGAAAAUCAACCGAAAGAUUACCAAUUAUGUGAAUUCUGCAUGAAGUUUUUCCACGAUAAAAUGGAGGCGGAAGUGGCUUCCAACAGAGAUACUAUUGCACCCGAUCCAGAAAAGUACCACGAAAAUGCCAGUGCCGCAGACAUGCUUAAAAAACGGGAAAUAGAGCUGCAUACGAACCCGGCAACAAUUAGAGCUGGUCAAGCAAUUGUGGCUACCGUUGAGAAAGAUGCCAUUCAGCAACUAAAACGAUCUACAGAAUUAAGUGCAGGACAAAGAAAUUUAUUUGAGGAAGAGAACGCAGCCAAGGAAGCUUUAAAGCAACAGCGGCAAGUCAGCUGGGAUUCCAGCGGAAAAGUGGAUGACCUCCCAUUAAUGGAUGGCAACAUUGGAAUAAAAAGAAUUCAAUCGAUACCGGCACCAGAAAAUGUAAAGGAACGGCUUAAAUUAUCGAAAGACAACGCGCAAAUAUAACUCUUUACUCAAGUGAAUAUCAAUAAUGCUCCAAGUAAGACGCCACAAGAGGAGUUAAAUUUACAAGUGCCCCGUGGAUCAUGUACAUGAACUUAUCAUCAGAUUUCCCGAUUUGACAGCGAAUUCGUCUACUGAUGAAAUCAUUAUUUGCCGAUACAAAUCCACAAGGAAUAUACGAAUUCUGACUGACUGACCACACUUCAACAUCAAACCGGGCAGCUUCGAAGGCUGCUAAAGCAGGCGCCGGCUGGGCCAUUAUCCGGAAGGGCAGCCGCAAUUCAGAGUAAAAUUUCUUCAACAUGUCGACAGCUUGGUGAAAAUAUUCAUCGGUUCGGUCGAAAUCUUCAUAUCCAAUGCAGAAAGAAACACAGUGUGUCUGGGAUGGAUAGAAUAAUCUCUGCAAUCCGUUCCCUUGAUGCGUCUGCGGUUUGUAUAUUCGACCGGAAUGAUGAAACUUCACACAAGGAGCACCUUCGCGGUAUUCACCGUUUGCCAGAUAGGCCGUAUAAAUAUGUAAAGGGAGCGAUGUCAAAAAGAGAGAACGAUACUCCGCUCCAUUCCUUUUGCUAAUGCCGAGCAUAUAAGCCUAUAAAAAGGAACAACAAUCAGUAAAUCUGC
This is a messenger RNA of Paramacrobiotus metropolitanus, 1366 nucleotides long. RefSeq lists its product as uncharacterized. The record is from RefSeq and is a predicted model, not a curated record. Lineage: Eukaryota; Metazoa; Tardigrada; Eutardigrada; Parachela; Macrobiotidae. The transcript is spliced from 3 exons. Bases 143 to 748 code for a protein of 201 amino acids.